Molecule: messenger RNA, 768 nt
Organism: Nicotiana attenuata
Lineage: Eukaryota; Viridiplantae; Streptophyta; Magnoliopsida; Solanales; Solanaceae
Exons: 3
Coding region: 1-768 (255 amino acids)
Biological process (GO): chromatin remodeling
Cellular component (GO): nucleus
Source: RefSeq, a predicted model, not a curated record
AUGGAUGCCCAUAGGUUGAGAAUUGGAUCGUGGAACAUCGGGACAUUGGCGGGUAAGUCUAUAGAGUUGGCGAAGAUUCUACAGAAGAGGAAGGUCAAUAUAGCUUGUGUUCAGGAGACUAGGUGGGUAGGAUCGAAGGCAAGGAAUGCGGACGGGUAUAAAUUAUGGUACUCGGGAGGCAAGAAGGGUAAGAACGAAGUGGGUAUUUUGGUGGCUAGGAAACUCAGAGAGUCGGUGGUAGAGGUCAGGCGGAUGGAUGAUAGAUUAAUGGCGAUUAAGUUAGUAGUUGGAGAGAUCACUUUGAAUGUUAUUAGCACCUACGCGCCGCAAGCGGGCUUAGAUGAGGAGUGGCUAUGGCGAGGUGCAUGCCGGCUUCGGCUUGGGGAUAGGAACGGAGGAGGUACUUCACUAUUGGAUUUCGCUAGAGCUUUUGAGCUGGUGAUCGCGAACUCUAGUUUUCCAAAGAGGGAGGAGCAUUUGAUUACUUUCCGGAGUAAAUUGGAAGCAAAGAAAGCGGAGUAUCUUAGGUUAGUGGAGAGCACAGACGAGAAAGAGAGGAGAGCGAAGAGAGGAAGGUAUAAGGAAGCCAAGAAGGAGGCGAAGUUAGCGGUCGCGGAGGCUAAGACUGCAAUGUUUGGUCAUCUGUACGAGGAGUUAGGGGUCAAAGGAGGGGAAAAGAAGUUAUUUCAGCUGGACAAGGCGAGAGAGAGAAAGGCUCAUGACCUGCAUCACGUGCGGUUCAUCAAAGCGAGGAAGGCAGAGUAUUGA